AUGCCUUUCAUCCUUGAGUCUGCAUCCCCCAGCCCAAAUAUCCAGUCUUCAGCCGUGGCAAAAGACUGUAAACCCUUACUUCCUGCCGUGGUUGUUCUCAACAGGCGAUACCUGAUCACCGGCAAUAGCGCCGCUGCCAAGGUCGGAGCGGCUGCAUUCGCUGCUUCAGUCGUUCAGGCGUUCGUGGAAAAAGGUAUCUUCUUGGGAAUAAUCCUGUACCACAGGGACGAGGAUAUUGUGGAUCCUUACAUCUCUAGCGAGGCUUUCAACUCAAUCUCUACGGUGACCGUAUCCUUUAACUUCCAGAUGGAUCCAGGCAAGGUCGCAAAUGCCCUUCUCAGCUGUAUCAGAAUCCUCAAGGCUGCCAACCCAAUGGAGGGAACUCCCAUGCUAUACUACCAGACCGAUACUCUGAUGGAGUACCACCCUCAUCAUAUCCCUUUAUGUGUCACACACCAUGGCCCCUUUUUCGGAAGUUUUGCGUCUGUCUUCUCCAAGGAAGCUGCCGCCCUGGCUUUUGGAAGCAUGGAAAAGGCAGAGCACCUAGAAAGGCAACAAAACAAGGGAAUUGAAAUAAUCAAGAGCCGAGAAAACGCAUUCGUCCUUCAGCACUCGCAGCUUCAAGGAAAUUUCCUUGCCUCUAGGGGCGUCACCGCUUUGCGCGAGCUUUGCCCGCCGAUCGAGCUUCUGACUGAAACUGAAGAAACGAAAGACGAGCUCCCCGAAUACAUCAAAGAAUGGUUUAACUUUGACGGGGUAGUGAUGUUUACGGCAGUUGCCCGCCUCGAUUACUUUAAGAACAUAGAUCUGCUCGUUGACGCGGCAAUUCUCCUUUGCAUUCAGGGUGUCCCUCUCAGGGUCUUCGUGGCAGGGGGGGAGCAGCCAGAUAGCAAGGAGCACAGGGCACUCAUGGACAAGGUCCCACCCCAGUACCAGCACCUGUUCCUGCUAAUUCCCAAGGUCUCGAGAUCUGCCUUGUACAGUCUAUUCGCCGUUGCACGACACACCGGAAUCUUCAUCUGUCCAUCCCGAUACGAGACUCUUGGUAUCACCCCAUUGGAGGCGGCUCUCAACGGUGUCACUACCGUUAUCUCAAACUCCACUGUUGUUGAAGCAUCUCGGUUUUAUCCAGAGGAAUUUCGAUUCAGCCCAAACCCAGAAGACCUCUCAGAAUUAAUUGCUCGGCUUUCUGGGCCACGAGCCAUGUUGGCUGCUUCCGGUGACCUGAUCCGGCUUCACGUUGGAAAGUCUAUCCAGGGCAGCAAAUUCCGUUCUGACCUUCUCGACGCGUGGUCGGAUUUCUCGGUGCAGUACAUGACCACAUUAGUCAACUAUUUACCAGCGGUGCAGCCGCCACUCUUUUUGGAGACGGCUCCACAGGAGCUUGGGAACGGCAUGAAGGAGCAGAUGCGAGUGGUUGCAUGA
Molecule: messenger RNA, 1425 nt
Organism: Nannizzia gypsea CBS 118893
Lineage: Eukaryota; Fungi; Ascomycota; Eurotiomycetes; Onygenales; Arthrodermataceae
Exons: 1
Coding region: 1-1425 (474 amino acids)
Molecular function (GO): glycosyltransferase activity
Source: RefSeq, a predicted model, not a curated record